Messenger RNA from Poecile atricapillus (Black-capped chickadee), 1860 nucleotides. Its product is annotated as plasma membrane calcium-transporting ATPase 3-like. The coding region runs from base 118 to 1860 and encodes 580 amino acids. NCBI's taxonomy places the organism in Eukaryota, Metazoa, Chordata, Aves, Passeriformes, Paridae. Gene Ontology annotation, biological process: regulation of cytosolic calcium ion concentration. Gene Ontology annotation, molecular function: ATP hydrolysis activity; ATP binding; PDZ domain binding. Gene Ontology annotation, cellular component: intracellular membrane-bounded organelle; membrane. The record is from RefSeq and is a predicted model, not a curated record. The transcript has 11 exons.
GGCAGCGCCGCAGCGCCGGGACCGAUGGGCCGGGACCGGUGUGGCCCGGGCAGGGGGGGCGGCCGGGCCCCCCCCGGCGAGACCCCCCCCAGGCCCCGCCAGCGCUGACAGGCCGCCAUGGGGGACGCCGGGGGGGGUUUCGGGCUGGCGGUGCCGGAGCUGCGGGCGCUGAUGGAGCUCCGGGGCUCCGAGGCGCUCCUGAGGCUGCAGCGGGACCUGGGGGGGGUCCCGGGGCUCUGCCGCCGCCUGCGCACCUCCCCCACCGACGGGCUGUCCGAGGGUCCCCCGGAGCUGGAGCGGCGCCGCCGGGCGUUCGGCCGGAACUGGAUCCCCCCGCGGCGCCCCAAGAGCUUCGCGGCGCUGGUGUGGGAGGCCCUGCAGGACGUCACCCUCGUCAUCCUCGAGGUGGCCGCGCUCGUGUCCCUCGGGCUGUCCUUCUACGCCCCCCCCGGCGCCGCCGAUGAAGAGUGCGGGCAGCUCUCGGGGGGCUCUGAGGACCCCGGAGAGGCCGAGGCCGGGUGGAUCGAGGGCGCUGCCAUCCUGCUGUCGGUGGCGUGCGUGGUGCUGGUGACGGCGUCCAACGACUGGAGCAAGGAGCGGCAGUUCCGGGGGCUGCAGAGCCGCCUGGAGCGCGAGCAGCGCGUGGCCGUCCUGCGCGGGGGACACCUGGCACAGGUGCCCGUGGCCGAGCUGGUGGUGGGGGACGUGGUGCAGGUGAAGUACGGUGACCUCCUGCCGGCCGAUGGGGUCCUGAUCCAGGGCAGUGACCUCAAGAUCGACGAGAGCGCCCUGACCGGGGAGAGUGACCACGUGCGCAAGGGCCUGGACAGAGACCCCCUGCUGCUGUCGGGCACGCACGUCAUGGAGGGCUCGGGCAGGAUGGUGGUGACGGCCGUGGGGGUGAACUCGCAGAGCGGAAUCAUCUUCACCCUGCUGGGGGCUGCGGGGGACACCGAGGAGGGCGGAGGGGACAGGAGAGGCCCCCGGCCGGACCCUGCGGUGGCCGUGGAGCUGCAGCCGCUGCGCAGCGCCGAGGGGGGAGGGGACAGCGCCGAGGGUCCGGGGGGGCCGCGACCCCCCCGGGGGGACCCCAAGAAGGAGAAAUCCGUGCUCCAGGCCAAGCUGACCCGGCUGGCCCUGCAGAUCGGGAAGGCAGGCCUGGCCAUGUCGGCCGUCACCGUCAUCAUCCUCGUCCUUUACUUCGUCAUCGACACCUUCGUGGUGCAGGGCCGGCCCUGGCUGGCCGAGUGCGCCCCCGUUUACGUCCAGUACUGGGUCAAGUUCUUCAUCAUCGGUGUCACCGUGCUGGUGGUGGCCGUCCCCGAGGGGCUCCCGCUGGCCGUCACCAUCUCGCUGGCCUAUUCCGUCAAGAAAAUGAUGAAGGACAACAACCUGGUGCGUCACCUGGACGCGUGUGAGACGAUGGGCAGCGCCACGGCGAUCUGCUCGGACAAGACGGGGACGCUGACCACCAACCGCAUGACGGUGGUGCAGGCGUUCCUGGGGGGCUCCCACUUCAGCCGCCCCCCGCCCCCCUCGGCCCUGCCGCCCCCCACCCUGGAGCUGCUGGGCCAGGCCAUCGCCAUCAACAGCGCCUACACCAGCAAGAUACUGCCCCCCGAAGCCCCCGGGGCCCUCCCCCGCCAGGUGGGCAACAAGACCGAGUGUGCCCUGCUGGGGCUGGCGCUGGCCCUGGGCCGCGACCCCGAGGCCGAGCGGGCUCAGGUGCCCGAGGAUCACCUGGUCAAGGUGUUCACCUUCAACUCCGAGCGCAAAUCCAUGAGCACCGUCCUGCGCCGGCCCGGCGGCGGCUACCGGCUCUUCUGCAAGGGAGCGUCUGAGAUGGUGCUGCGCAGGUGA